Messenger RNA from Thlaspi arvense, 381 nucleotides. The record is from the annotation of a GenBank genome assembly. Lineage: Eukaryota; Viridiplantae; Streptophyta; Magnoliopsida; Brassicales; Brassicaceae.
AUGGCAGCCAAAUCGACGAGUGUUCAGGUGCUCGGGAAGCACAUAGUCAACGGCGUUCGUUCACGCGUUUUCCCACGCGCCGUCGCAUCUGGUCUCUUUGCUUCCCGAGGUAUUGCUAACAGGAAUGGUGACACAUCGGCUUAUGAUAAGAACGUAGAGGAAGAAUUGCAGUCGAGUAAAGUGCCUGAUGAAGUGAUAAAGCCUGACUCUGACAAAUAUUGGUCUCCUCAUCCUCAAACCGGUGUAUUUGGACCUUCCUCCUCCUCCGCCACCGACACAACCGACGAGAAACGCAGCCAAGAUCAGGAUUCAGUGAUGGAGGAGAAAGCAUGGUUUCGUCCAACGAGUCUCGAGGAUUUGGACAAGACUCACCAUUCGUAG